AUGACACUAGUUUUACGAUAUGUUAACAAAAACGGAGAGUUGAUAGAAAUCUUUUUGGGUAUUGUUCAUGUGGGUGAUACAUCCGCAAGAUCAUUGCAAAAAGUAAUUUACUCUUUACUUUUGGAUCACUCGUUAUGCCUAUCAAGACUCCGUGGACAAGGUUAUGAUGGAGCUAGUAAUAUGCAAGGAGAAAAAAAUGGCAUAAAGUCUUUGAUUUUGCAAGAUGCUCCGUCUGCAUAUCAUAUUCAUUGUUUUGCUCACCAAUUGCAAUUGACACUUGUGGCUCUUUCUAAAAAACAUCCGGAUGUGAAAAAUUUCUUUUAUGUUGUCACUAAUGUUUUGAAUACUAUUGGGACAUCUUUUAAACGCAGGGACUUACUUCGACAACACCAAGUUGAGAAGUUGGAAGAAUUGCUUAAAUCUGGAGAAAUUCUUACCGGACAAGGAUUAAAUCAAGAACGUGGCCUUCAACGACCGGAUGAUACUCGUUGGGGAUCCCAUUUCAAAACCUUGGAAAAUUUCAUGAUUAUAUUUUCUUCAAUUGCUAAUGUGCUUAAAGAUAUGAAAGAAAAUUCUCCACACGAUCUUGAUAAACUUGCAGUAGGUAACCUUUUAGAUAAAAUUCAAGAAUUUGAAUUUAUCUUUGUGUUGCAUUUGAUGUUCAAGAUGUUGCUUCUUACAAAUGAAUUGAACAAAGCUUUACAAAAGAAAGAUCAAGAUAUUGUCAAUGCUAUGGGUUUGCUUAAUCUUUCAAAGAGAAGAUUACAAACAAUGAGAGAGAGUGGUUUGGAGUCUUUGAUGGAUGAGGUUUCUUCAUUUUGUGGUAAACAUGAUAUUUUGGUUCCCGAAAUGACUGAAGACUAUCCAAGAUCGAAGCGUAAGAAGUCCGAAAUUUCAUAUUUACAUCACUUUCGUGUGGAAGUGUUUUAUGCAGUUAUUGAUUUGCAACUUCAGGAGUUCAAUAAUCGUUUUGAUGUUGUGACUAGUGACUUACUCCUUGGCAUGGCUAGUUUGAAUCCGGUUGAUUCAUUUUCUAAUUUUAGUAAGAGCAGAAUAAUGAAGUUGGCCGAAUAUUAUAAAAAUGAUGAAUAUCACAAUAUUGUUGAUGCAUUCGGAUUCAUGGAUCUCUAA
Molecule: messenger RNA, 1131 nt
Organism: Solanum stenotomum
Lineage: Eukaryota; Viridiplantae; Streptophyta; Magnoliopsida; Solanales; Solanaceae
Exons: 2
Coding region: 1-1131 (376 amino acids)
Source: RefSeq, a predicted model, not a curated record